This is a messenger RNA of Phaeodactylum tricornutum CCAP 1055/1, 318 nucleotides long. RefSeq lists its product with no specific name. The annotation marks the transcript as partial. The transcript has a single exon. The record is from RefSeq and is a predicted model, not a curated record. Lineage: Eukaryota; Bacillariophyta; Bacillariophyceae; Surirellales; Neidiaceae. Gene Ontology annotation, molecular function: RNA binding.
CGCGGCGGUGGGGGGGAUCGUCGCGUGCGCCGCGACGAUGGUCCUCCCGGAGUGUCGCUCCUCAUCCGGAACGUGGCGCCCGAUAUUCAGUCGCAAGAUUUGCUUACCGCUUUUGGGCGGAUUGGGGAAGUCCGGGACGUUUAUAUUCCCAGAGACUUUCAUUCGCAGCAGCCCAAGGGAUUCGCUUUUAUCGAAUACGCCACGGCGGAACAGGCCCGAGAAGCCCGCGACGAAAUGGAUCGUUUCGUGGUACGAGGCAGGGAAUUGGAGGUCGUCUUUGCGCAAGAACGCCGUAAGACCCCCACGGAAAUGCGGGGA